AUGGACGCCACCGAGAUCGCCCGCGUAGACCGCAAGGCGCCUAGGCUCCAGCCUCGGCCUUCAGGAGGACUCCAGUGUACUUUUAACUUCAGCUCGGCUCAGGUGCGUUUGGAGUGCGGCAAAACUCGGCAAUGGGGACCUGAAUUCGAUAAGCUUGAUUUCCAACCCUCCGGGGCGAAGCAGUGCGGGAAGACAGUGGUUGCCUGCCGAGGUAGCCCGCCGUGGCUGCUUUGGCCGGGGCGGGCAGCUACAGUGGACUUGAGGCCUCGGGCGGCCCUUCCAAGGCUCGCUCCGCCCUCCCUGAGGCUCUGCAGCUCCUCACCUGCAGGUCCUUGGCAAGUGCUGCUGCCUGCCCGCUCUUCUCCUGACAACACCCUCUCAGCAAAAAAACAAUCGCACAGGAAUCCGCAUCUGGAGCUCUGCUUCCAGGGAACCUGCCAUAACCCAGUGUUCUCCAGGGCCUUCUGUCCUUACCCUGGGUGGACCUGUGAGACAUCCCUCCACGGGCCUACAGAGUGCUACAGGCCAGCAGAGACCAGGCAGGAAAUGCAACUGACCGGAGUGGACCAGACUCCCCCAGACGAGGACACAGACAGCAUAGUCUGGAGCGCCCCACAGCUAUGACACUCCAGGACUCCAAACCCCUGGAAUCACGGCAGAGGAGAAGUGCCUCAGGACACUGAGACUCAACAUAGGACCCACGGUUGACAUAUGGUCUGACAACAGAGUACAAUUUUUCUCUUACUACGAAUUAAUUUUUUUCAUUUGUAAAUAUUUUAGUACAUACCUCUGAAAUGUAGGGUUUUUUUUAAACAAACUAUAAUAUCAUGAUAAUAUCUGUAUCAGCCAACUGUUGCCACAAUAAUGCUGAGUAACAAAACACCCAAACUCAGUGGUGUACAAGACAGGCUUGUGGUUGUCUCUCGGAUGUCUAUAGGGCAUCUGGGUUUGGCUGGAGUAAGUGGGGCUUGGUCCCAGGUUGCUUCUGGGCUCAGAUCUGUUCCUCAUGUCUCUUGUUCUUAUGGGGCCAGAGGGCCGGGCUGGGACGUGUUCUUCCUCCCAGGGCAGGAGCUAAAGAUCAAGCCUAUCCAGGCAAGCACAUUUCAACUGGCUUUUUGGUCGUAUUCAUCAACAUCCACUGGCUAAAGCAAACCCCAUGGCCACUCCCAGAUUCAAGGGGGAACAUAGACUCCACCUCCCAUUGGGAAGAGCUGCAAAAUUCCCCAGAGUUUCAGGGAAGAGUGAAGAAUUGGGUCUAUUUUUGUGAUCAGCCAAACCCAGCAUCUUCCACAAGAGACGAAUGAGGUAUGGAUGGAUGGAUGUUUCUUUAUGAACUCUAGAUUCAUUGCAGUUAUUUAUCCUUAUUAAUAAUCCUUUUUCCCCUCCUGACUUUAGCCAGUAAGGCCUCUUCAGUUUUGCAUGACCCCAGCAGGCUCUGAGAGCUUCCCUGCUCUUUAAUAUUGAUUAUAAGAUGUUCCGGGCUCAUCUUGCACAUUUCCUGCCCUUGGCCUGGAAUCAGCCUAUUAAUUAUUUUUAAAAGCUAUACAUUUAUAAGGUUUAAAAGUCAAGCCAUUUUUUAAAAGUACAGAAUAUACAGCAAACUCCCUCUCCGCACCAUCCCCUGCCCCUUUCCCCAAGCUUUUCGUUCCCUUCCCUAGAGGCAGCCACAACUAUCAACGUCCCAUUAAUUUUUCUGGAGGUACUCUAUGCCUAAUUAAGUGCAUGUGAUAGGUGUCUUAUUUUUAAAACACAAGAAAUAAGUUCCUGUUUUAUUUUACAUUUUACAGUAUGCAAUAAUUUCAUUUCAUAGUAAAUAAUAAUAAUAAUAAUAAUGUUGCCGCUUAUAUGGCAUUUACCGUGUGCUAGGAGAGCUGAAGUCCAAAGGAAAAUCUGCUUAAAUCAGAAGGU
Lynx canadensis (Canada lynx) is the source of this 1908-nucleotide messenger RNA. RefSeq lists its product as uncharacterized. The record is from RefSeq and is a predicted model, not a curated record. The transcript is spliced from 5 exons. Lineage: Eukaryota; Metazoa; Chordata; Mammalia; Carnivora; Felidae. The coding region runs from base 1 to 624 and encodes 207 amino acids.